Molecule: messenger RNA, 1713 nt
Organism: Linum trigynum
Lineage: Eukaryota; Viridiplantae; Streptophyta; Magnoliopsida; Malpighiales; Linaceae
Source: the annotation of a GenBank genome assembly
GAAGUCACUCACACUCUUUAGCUCUCAAUCCUUCGUAUCCUAUUCAGUUCAUCAUGGCUUUCAAUCCCCAACUAUCCCUUAUCAUUGCUUGUGCUUCUGUGUUCACAAACAACUAUGUUUCUGAACUAAAAGACUACCCUCACUACCUUCAAAACUACCGCCAUCGUCGUUUGUUUCCCUCCUUUACCAUUGAACCCUCAACUUUCAAUUGUUAUUGUCUGAGGGUUUCUGAGCUUAUUCAAAGCCUUGGGUGGAGCCCUCUCCUAGAAAACAGGAGGUUCACAUACUGUCCUGAAGUAGUUCGACUGUUUUAUGCCAGUAUGCGCAAAGAUGCCAACCAGCGUCCUGCAUAUUUUAAUACCACAGUGUAUGGACACCCAGUCACCAUCACUGUGGAAUUAAUUUCUCGUCUGCUGGGUUUUUCCACUGAAGGAAGGAUGCUGAUGUCGGAAGAUAACUUCCCUCUCUUUCAUUUCAAUCUCCAGGAGGAGAUUGAACUUCUGGCACCGUCAACUGACGAUGAAUACACUGGGACAAAUUAUACCCAUGUGAAAUUCUUGUCAAAUGAUCUUAAAGUGCUUCACUUCUUCAUAACCAGGGUGUUUCUUCCCAGAUCCACCAACCAAAUAUUGGUUACGCCCACAGAUGUACGGAUUCUAUCCCAUGCAGUGUCUGGAUCUCGAUUGAGCUAUCCUCACCUCCUUUUCAAUCACUUCCUAUCCUAUGGAGAUCCUAGAAAUCCGGCUAUCUCCCUUGUGUCCCUUAUAUCACCAGGAUGCUUCGCUGCCUUGGGAUUGAUCUGGAAGACAAUGUCUCCACAGUCAAUGUGCUCGACACCCUGCGCGCUCAGCAUGUUCUGCGGCGUGUUGACGCCAGCGUAGGAGUACGUAAGCUUGUCAAUCCCCAAGGGGGAGAGAGAGCCUACCCUCCCACUGCUGCUGAGCUUUUUGAGGCUAAAAUAGGGGAUGGACAUCAGACCCUUUUUCGCAACAUCAAUGAUGACCUGGCAGCUGUAGCAAGGGCUGUAAAGAAGGCCACUGGAGCAUCAACUGCAGACAAAGGAAAGCAGAAGAUCAACCCUUCUAACACUCAAGAUAUGCUAGGGAGUCACUUCAAAGGGGAAGGAACUCGUCCUACUACUGCUGGAAAAAGUAUUAAGAUUCGGGUUCAUGGAGACAUAGCGUACAGUAGUCUUCUGGAAACACUACAGGAAGAAACCGAACCCGAGGAAGCAUUCUCUGGAGACAUUUCAGAUUAUGAGACUGACCCGGAGUUCGAUUACUAAAUUGUUUGGAAAUUCCUAGUGAGAGGGGGCUACUUGAUAGGGUGGUCUAGUUGGUUGUUUCUUUCCCUUAGCUUUGUGUUUGAAUAAGCCUACUUUUCAGUAUGGCUAGUAGUGUGAACUGGGUGGUUUAUUUGUUUUAAGUUGCUGGAUAAGUAUGAACUGGAUGAAUUGUUUAAGUUAAAUGGUUGGUUGAGUUUACGUCGAGUACUGUUAAUUCAUGAAGUAUUAUUUAACGAGUGGAGUAGUUGGAGUGCUGUUUUUCUUUCUUCUUUUCGCAGGUUUGGGUAUUGCCAAGCUGAGGGGGGAGAUUGUUGAUGUCAGCUCGGCAAAGAUCAGAGGAGAGCCUCGUCCCUAACGGCUAGGUUCGACAAAGAAGGAAAGAAAUUGAACGGUGGAAUCCUAGGAGCUAAUCAAGCGAUGAAAUAAUC